CAUACACACAGACAGAGUACACGUCUCAUGAACUUGAGUUUUACUUUAUGCAUUGUGUUGACGAAGCAAAAAGUAAGUUCAUAGUUGAUACAAAGCCAAUGUAGACAUGGUCGAGGAUGUGUAACUUACAUGGUUUACACUGCACUUAUUAUCUGGGCUGUAGCGAGUGCUAUUAAAUGCUGCUUUUUUGUGAUGUGAUGUGGUGAUUAUUGUCCAUUCUCUAGUCUAAAAAUAUGGCAAGAAUUUACCCGACCACAGUUGUUGCUUUGGUUAUCAUCAUUGUUGUGGUCUACAUGCUGGUUUUUUACCUGCCCAUACCUGGAGCCCAAGGUGAUGACAGACAAGCCAAAGGUCUCUUAGAUACUAAGCCAGACGCACCACUUGACGUUCUUCUUGCACUAAAUCAAGCCCCCCAAAACACAAGUCAAGUCAAGUUGGCUCCUAAACAUGCCUCCAAGUUGAAUAAACCUCAUCCAGGCACAGAUGUUGUCAAUGUUGUUGUUUGUUCAGACGAAAAAACUUUGGGUGGUUUGAUUGCUACUGUGAACAGCAUUUGGCUCAAUUCGAAGGCACAUGUCAAAUUCCAUGUUGUGGUGGACAAGGUUUCACAGUUACACUUAAGAUCCUGGUUUGCGGUCCCUGCUCUACAAGACAUUGACUAUACAAUGGUGACCUUCAAUGAGUCUUGGAUUCAAACUAAACCACCUGACAAGGAUGGCAAGAAAGAUAAUGUUCCACCGAUGACAUAUGCUCGCUUCUACUUCCCAAGACUCUUCCCAACGCUAAGUGGUCGAGUAAUAUUUGUUGACAGUGACACCGUUGUGCAAGGUGACAUUGCUGAGUUAAAUAAUACCAAAAUGGAGCCUGGUGUUGCCGUUGCAUUAUCAGAUGAUUGCAGCUCAGUAUCAAGCAGAGCAAGUUUACGCCAGAAUGUAUAUGCCAACUAUUUGAACUUCCACAAUGAGAGAGUCAAGAAACUAGGUCUUAAUCCUAUGACCUGUUCCUUCAAUGUGGGUGUAUUUGUUGCCAAUGUCAGUCUUUGGAAAGAACAAAAGAUCACUGCCAAGUUGGACUACUGGCUAGCUCUCAAUGCAAAGGAUGAUAUAUGGGGAUCAGGGACUCUACGGGGUGGUGGUAAUGCGGCACCACCCAUGAUGAUUAUCUUAUACAAACAACACACAGACAUCCCACCAGAAUGGCACGUUAGACACCUCGGGGUGACUUCAGGGACAAGAUAUUCAGAGAACUUUGUGAAAUCAGCCAAAUUACUUCACUGGAAUGGUCAUUUCAAGCCGUGGGGAAGAACUUCUCAGCACACCCUUAUUUGGGAGAAGUACUUUCUGCCAGAUCCUAUGGGUAAAUUUAAAUUAGUCCGCAAGUACAAUGUUGCGUAAAGGGGCCUCAACAUCAUACCAAUAUAAAAGGGUCCAGAAAGAUCACUCAAUAAGUGUUUUCCGUUUACCUCAGCAUCCAAAGUUUGGAACUUGUAAGCAAACUAUCAAUACUGAGGAUAACCAACACCACCUAUUCUAUCUAGCCCCCCCCCCCCCCCCC
Messenger RNA from Asterias rubens (European starfish), 1554 nucleotides. Its product is annotated as glycosyltransferase 8 domain-containing protein 1-like. Lineage: Eukaryota; Metazoa; Echinodermata; Asteroidea; Forcipulatida; Asteriidae. Gene Ontology annotation, cellular component: Golgi apparatus. The record is from RefSeq and is a predicted model, not a curated record. The transcript is spliced from 8 exons. The coding region runs from base 234 to 1394 and encodes 386 amino acids. Gene Ontology annotation, molecular function: glycosyltransferase activity.